AUGGAGGUUGCAAGUUUAGCUUUUGAGGCUGCUCAGAGGCAACAUAUGGAGGCCCUUCAGCAGUUGGAGGAGAACAUGGCUAGUGGUCCUAUCUACAUUCCUCAAGCUCCAUGCCCACCCCCUAAAUGGAGUUUGGAGAAUUUCCUAAAGCAUCAACCUGCCAUGUUCAAUGGGAAGACCAGUCCUAACCUAGUUGACCGUGUGACCAAUGCUCCAGCUUUGUUCAUGGACAAUAUGAACAAGAUCUUUAGGCCGUUCUUAGAAAAAUUUGGCGUGGUCUUCAUAGAUGACAUACUAAUCUAUUCCAAGACUCAUGGGGAACAUGUUGAGCAUCCGAGAAUAGUGCUUGGUAUUCUGAUGGAGAAGCAGUUGUAUGCCAAGCUGUGA
Messenger RNA from Vigna unguiculata (cowpea), 387 nucleotides. The record is from RefSeq and is a predicted model, not a curated record. NCBI's taxonomy places the organism in Eukaryota, Viridiplantae, Streptophyta, Magnoliopsida, Fabales, Fabaceae.